Histoplasma mississippiense is the source of this 1143-nucleotide messenger RNA. RefSeq lists its product with no specific name. Gene Ontology annotation, biological process: primary miRNA processing; rRNA processing; regulation of gene expression. Bases 1 to 1143 code for a protein of 380 amino acids. Lineage: Eukaryota; Fungi; Ascomycota; Eurotiomycetes; Onygenales; Ajellomycetaceae. Gene Ontology annotation, cellular component: nucleus. The transcript has 2 exons. Gene Ontology annotation, molecular function: ribonuclease III activity; double-stranded RNA binding. The record is from RefSeq and is a predicted model, not a curated record.
AUGGACACGAAACGGAAAUUUGAACUUGAAAGCUCCGGGAUGGUGACGGCAAGGAAGUCCGUGAAAAGACGUAAGAAACUCUGCGAUUCGGAGUCUGACACCGUUUCUACAAAUUCACAAUCCGCUUCAAGCAACCAGAAACGUGCAAAUAAAACCAAACAUCGUUUAGAAAAGCUUAGAAAACUCACCCGUAAACUACUGAACCACCCGGAUCAGGUUCAAGAAGCCCUCGAUGGAUCUGAACCCGACCUGGUCGUAGUUCUGACAGCGCUUGCCAAGGCACUUUCUCCAGAAAAACCGACACCAGAAUCUUUGUAUUAUUCACAAUCUCCUCGUAGUCGACUACGCUCCUCUUCGCUCGAAUUGCAUGCCCAGAGCAAACUUCCGCCUCUCCCACCCGUUCUGGAUAAGCAACUACAAACGGCGAUGUUCACUCACGAAGGAGUCCAUAACCCGAAUACCGCCUCCUUGCCAGAGAAAAAUUACGAAAGGAUGGAACUCCUAGGCGAUGCGUAUAUUGAGAUUAUAGCAACCCGGCUAGUGUGGGAUACCUUUCCUCGUCUCCCGGCUGGGCGUCUUUCCCAGAUAAGGGAACUUCUAGUGAAAAAUGAAACGUUGGCUGAAUACACGUCCCUUUAUGGCCUGGAUCAAAAACUGCAAGUGCCUCCAAAUAUUCGGGAUCAAAUAAAAACAUGGACGAAAAUUAAAGGCGACCUUUUUGAAGCAUACGUUGCAGCUGUCAUCUUGUCUAAUCGUGACAACGGCGUGCAGUUGGCCGAAGAUUGGCUGACACAACUCUGGAUACCAAAGCUUGAGCAAAUAGAGAAAGACAAACCUGUGCUCCGAUACAAGGAGGAUCUUGCUAAACUAGUUAUGGACAAAGGAAUCAAACUAUCCUACUUGGACGAGAAACAAUCAAUUUGCCACUCGGGGGGUUUACAAACGUUUUUCGUCGGGGUUUACUUGACCGGUUGGGGCCAUAAGAAUGAAUGUCUAGGGUCGGGGACUGGGUUUAGCAAAGUUAUAGCUGGAAAUGAAGCUGCCAGGAAGGCUUUGGGACACCCUGUAACGCAUCGGGCUGCGGCUGCUAAGAAGGCAUAUCAUGCGGCCAAAAAAGAGGAAGCAGCGGGAAUUCGAUUAUAA